CUGUUUCGCUGAAAAUCUUUUUGAAGCUGUUUACAAAAUAAUACACACGUUAAUUUGAUUUGCAUAGGAAGUGCAUAUAAUAAAUAUUUAUAUGUAAAAAUUUGUUUUAAAAUGUAAACACGUCGAAUUUUUGUUCCUCCGAGCAUGUCCAAGACGAUUUCGUCUGACAUGGACGAUAGUCGAGACAGUGCAGGCACCGGUGCGUCAGAAAAAGAUAGCAAAGAAGUUCCUCGCAAGUCGACUACCUCGCCUCGUUGCAGCAGCAGUUUUUCCGUACUGCAUCGUCAGAAACUGGGCAAAUACAGCUUCAAAUCUCUGACUGCUCUGAGCGUCAAGGAUUCGUUGGAGAACCUGCAGAAGAUACGCCGCAGAAGCGAUGGCUCGAGGCGCAUCUUCUUCAGCAAAGGAUCCAAUAACAGUGUUGGUUCUGAAAAACGAGGCAGAAAGAAGUACUCGCGAAAGAGGUUCGACAAGCCAAACGUGUCCGAAGUCAACAUCCGCAAGGUUACCCACGAGUUGACCGGAGACGAGAAGGAUAAAUUGGUGAGCGUCGUCAGUAAGAAGAAAUUAGGAAAAUCAGCUCAGAGCUCCGAUGCGUCCAAGACUAAUACAGCCGUGGAUCAGCUAGACGAGAACGAGAACAUCGAAAAUAACAACUCGAUAAAUGACAAAGACUCUCCUCGCGAGAUUUUGCAGCAUCUCGAGAAAUUGAGGCUCAGCGGCGAGGGCUCCUCGGAUUUCGAGCCGAGCAUCAUCGCGCAAAAUCUCGAGGAAGCCAAGAGCGUAAUAGAUUACGGCUCGGGCGAUGUUAGACAGGACUUUUCGCUCGACUUGAAUCUCGGUCUGUCGGACGAGAAGUUCGCCGGCAUGGCCUGCGCCCAAAUAUUCGACUCCAAGAGGCGAAGUGUACAGUGGAAGCACGAGGUGGACGUCAUUUAUUACGCUGGAGACGCCGAUGGCGAGAAAAUUGUUCGUCGCGAAAACGAACCUUUGCGUGAAGAAGCGGAGCAACAGGCCCGGCGCAACAGAUUUAUCAAGCUGGCUUUGACCAAGAACUUAUUGUCUAAUGUGAGUGCUUGCCAACUUCGCGACCCUUGGCUCGUUGUGAUGCCCAAGUAACUGUCUUUUCUUAAAAAAAAAAUCGACGAUUUAUCGUUUAUUUUAUACUCGUGUAUUUCGUUGGUGAACAAGAGUGCGCGCGUGUGUGUGAUUCUCACGUGGUGUGUAAGAAAAUUUUGCUGUUUCCUACACUUUUGAUAAUUCUUUAUAAAUAAAGUUUUGAGAAUGAAAAUCGAAA
Molecule: messenger RNA, 1297 nt
Organism: Nasonia vitripennis (jewel wasp)
Lineage: Eukaryota; Metazoa; Arthropoda; Insecta; Hymenoptera; Pteromalidae
Exons: 4
Coding region: 145-1119 (324 amino acids)
Source: RefSeq, a predicted model, not a curated record